ACUCUCUAUCACACUGAAGAUGGGAAGAGCUUACUCAGGAGGGAGAGACAUGGGGACAGGUUACACAGUCCAUCUGCUAGUUGGCUCCCUUGGCCAUAAUUUAGUAACUACUGAACUAGACAAGGUGGGAUAGAAAUGUAUUAAUAGUGUUUUGCUGCUGUCUGGGGCUUCACCAAGGGAGUUUUGGGUUGGACUGGAACAGAAUUAGAUGCAGGGAAGGGUAAGACAUUGGUGGCAGACUGAAGUCAUUGGGACCACACUGGUGAAUCUGCUGCCAGGGUUAGAUGGGAUGGAGUUCAUCCUGCUCAAUGCUUGGGCUCCAUGACCUUUUAACAUCUUGAGGGCUUUGUUUUCAGACAUUUCAUGUCAUGAUGUGGCUAGAAUAUGGCUGCAAGCAUGUGCUGGGGGACAAGGAACCUCCCUGCCUUCCUUCCUCUGCUUGUGUUUCAGGUCACCUUCUAUGAAGACAAGAAUUUCCUAGGCCGUAGCUAUGAGUGUGACGGUGACUGCCCUGAUUUUCACACCUACCUGAGCCGCUGCAACUCCAUCCGUGUGGAUGGAGGUGCCUGGGUGGCCUAUGAGAGGCCCAACUUUUCUGGGAACAUGUAUGUUCUGACACAAGGGGAGUAUCCUCAUUACCAGCACUGGAUGGGCCUGAACGACCGCCUUGGCUCCUGCAAAGCCAUUCAGAUACCAAGUGGAGGCCGGGGCCACAUCCAGGUAUUUGAGAAGGGAGAUUUUGGUGGGCAGAUGUUUGAAACCACCGAAGACUGCCCUUCAGUCUUGGAGGAGUGGCACAUGCGUGAGGUCCAUGCCUGCAGAGUGCUGGAGGGCGUCUGGGUUUUCUAUGAGCACCCCAACUACCGGGGCAGGCAGUACCUGCUGCCCAAGGGGGAGUACCGCAAGCCUGUGGAGUGGGGAGCGGCCGGCCCCACUGUCCAGUCCUUCCGCAGCAUUGCCCAGUGAGGACCCCAUUCACUCAAUA
Molecule: messenger RNA, 985 nt
Organism: Pezoporus flaviventris
Lineage: Eukaryota; Metazoa; Chordata; Aves; Psittaciformes; Psittacidae
Gene: CRYGS
Product: crystallin gamma S
Exons: 2
Coding region: 385-966 (193 amino acids)
Biological process (GO): visual perception; lens development in camera-type eye
Molecular function (GO): structural constituent of eye lens
Source: RefSeq, a predicted model, not a curated record